This is a messenger RNA of Cladocopium goreaui, 4272 nucleotides long. Lineage: Eukaryota; Dinophyceae; Suessiales; Symbiodiniaceae. The record is from the annotation of a GenBank genome assembly.
AUGGAAAUUGGUUUGGAACUCCAAAGUAUUCGUUUUCAUCGUCCUGGGUGCUAUCGCCUAGCUGUUGUUUGUCGAGUCGGCGAGAGACGCUUGGUGUAUGUAAGCGAACCUUCAGAGAUAUGUGCAGCGCCAAAAUGGAAGACAACAGCGUGGCGCUUGCAAGUCCAAAAAGAUGACGUCGAAUUGCAGUUGCAAUUGCGUUUUUAUGACGGCAACUCUUCCGAUUGCAGAUCCCUUUUGGAAGAAGCGCCAUUGUCGUGUUGCAGCUUUGGUUUGCUGUUGCAAAGGCUACGAUCCAUUCUGUCAUCAUCACAAGUUUGCUCAGCUCCCCUUUUUUCACAAGGAAAAUCUUCAAGUAAAGAUAUUUGGGAGGAAAUCGGAGUAGUGACGAUCUCAUUCGGCUGGCCAACAUCUUCACAUACUGAGUUGGUGGUGCCUGAAAGACUCAAGGUUUCAUCAGAGAAUCGAAACCUCGCACCUGCGACCCAACUGGAGAAACUGCAAAAUAUGAAUCAGGCCUCACGCCAAUCACUGCAUUUGGUCGCGACCAGACUUUCUGCUAUGCAACAAGUCCUAAAUGCUUUAACUGCACAUCAAGCAGAUCUCUUGAAGGAACAAGAUGAACAACUUUCAGUCAUGAAGCGAUUGGAAUUGACCUUGAAAGAGAUGAAAGAGCCUUACUUGACCGACCUGGACAUUGAGCUGAUGCUGUCUAUGCCACACGGUGCAAGGAAGAUGGCCAAUAUUCUUUUAGCAGCUGAACAGCGAUGGAAGAACGCCAGGGAGGAUGUCAUUGGAAGAUGGGCUGAGUUUACUUCGCUGCGCCAGAAGCUUGCUGAAGUGCAGCAUCUCCAGCAGCAGUUCAAUGACUUUCAGAAGGUCCACAAGGAGCAACAGAAAGUUCUCUCAGAGGCUUCCCGGCGUGCUUUGACCGCCCGCGACGCAGCAGCGACCUGUGCUUCUCAGGCCAAAUUGAUGGAAGAGCUCAAGGUCCGUUCAGCCGAGUGUGCCGUGGGUCUGCCAGCAGAGUUGAAACUGAUUCACGGCCGGGAACAACAGAUGCAUGCUGUCCUUCAAGAAAAGUCCCAUCAGCUGGGCAUUUUGGUUGGGCGCGGUAGGCCUGAAGAUUCCAAGGCAGACUGGGCCAAGGAACAUCAAGCUGCGCACUUGGCAUCUGAGCUCUACCAAAGGACGCGACAGGUGAUGCAGUUGCUGAAGCAAAUUAAGCUUCUCCAGCGGCCUAGGCGAGCAAAGGGAGCUCCGCAAGCACCUGGAGUCCUACAAAAACCUGCUCGAGCUCUGCCAACCCCAAGCGGUCCAAGCACAUUUGCUGAGAGGAUGCAAGUGGAAGACAUAGGUGACGGUGACGUCCAAGAGGAUGAAACUGGCCCAGACUUGCUGGAUGAGGCUGUCCAGGCGAUGAUUGCUGCACAACUCCGAUGUGAGGACUUAGAAAGAAGAAAUGCCAGUGUCGAAGAGGAAUUGCUGCGGAGGCAAGUGGGAAGCUGGGGACAAGAGCUUGGAAGUUUGAAAGCUGAGCUUCAAAGAAAGACAGCCUUGCUUAGACAAUGCGCCAUUGAAUCCAACCAGAAUGGCGGAAAUUCUAAGGUCCUCAUCAUCACGGCCACGCAGAAGGAUCAGACUCCCCAUCAGUAUUUCGAAGAGCGCACCACCAGUGCCCUGGUGAAUCUGAUAUCACACACCGGCAGUGACAGGCAUGUCCAGAGCCCGAAUUUGUCCGAGUUGGAGGGACACGUGCAGAUCCUGCAGAAGAUCGAAGAGGAUGUCAGUGCUGUCAGGAGCCAAUUGCAAGAUAUGAUUUCUACUUCAACGAGAACGGAAAGCCAUGACAAAAAUGAAACCCAUGACAUGUUGCGAAGAACGAUGACGACUGUGAGUGGGACCAGUGGUUGGCUGGGAGACUAUUGUCGCACCUAUCCACAUGACACAGUGGCUCAGCAGGCAUUUGCAAGUCAGGGCUCUGAGAGAGGAAGCCUCAACGCCCGGGGUCGAUCCUCCUCGGUGAUGUUCCGCGGCGUCUCGCUGGCGUUCGACGAGGAAAAAUGGAAAACCGUGACCUGGGAGAGGCCUUCAAUGUCAUCUUGUUGCGCGUUGCCCAUUCUCCAUCCAGAGGGUCCUAUUCGGCUCGUAUGGCUGGCGCCAGCAUUUGUAUUUGUGCUCACAGAGGCGUUCCUUGUGCCUUUCAUGCUGGCUUUCCAUGUUGAGCCCGAUGAUGAGCCAUUUCUAGGAUUGGCUUUUCGCAUCAUAGAUGUGUAUUUCUUGAUGGACAUUGUGGUAACCUUCCUGACAGGUUAUCGAGAUAAACGUGGCAACCUUGCGGUAAAUCCAAGAAAAAUAGUGAAGAAAUACCUCGCAGGCUGGUUCCUUUUGGACGCUGUGGCGGCAAUUCCAUGGACUUGGAUCGGCGACAGCACAGUGGCGCAGGUGACGCGCGGCUUGAAGGUCGUUCGGCUAAUACGCUUGGCGCGGCUUCUGCGACUGGCAAAGCUUCGGCAGAUCACCGAGGCGGCGGAAACCUUCAUGGAAGGCAAAUAUGCUGCGGAGCUUGCUAUGGGCUUCGGAAAGGUUCUCAUGUUGCUCUUCGCGGUGUCCCACUGGUGUGCUUGUUUUUGGCAUGCCGUGGGUUCUGAGGAGGGUGGCUGGGUUGCAGCCGCAGAAUCUUCGAAGGACUACCGGGGCACGGAUCUCCUCUUUGCAAAGUACACUUGGUCAUUGUACUUCACUUUGACCACUCUGACGACCGUGGGUUAUGGCGACAUCACACCUGUGACCACCGAAGAGUGUCGAUGGGUGUUGCUCCUUCUUCUCACCUCGGCAGUCAUAUUUUCUGGUCUUUUGGGCAUGCUUAGUGAUCUCGUGGCCAGCGUGAACAAGGAACAUCGCCUCAUUGCAGCAAAGAAAAGGCAGCUUGCUAGGUACAUGGCAUGGCGAGCUGUUCCGCGCAACUUACUUGGCAAGGUGCGGAGGUACUUUUUGUUCAAAUGGGGUGCACAGAAGGACUAUGACUUGUACGAAGAGGAGCUUAAGCGUUCAUUGACGCCAACUUUGCGCUCUGAUCUUUGCUACCACAUUUACAAGGAUGUUUUGACUGCAUCUCCCUUCCUGGCAUGGAUGAGAGGGCACACAGCCUGUAUCAAGCACCUGGCUACAAGUUGUCGAUCUGGGUUCCAUGACAACGGCGACUUUCUCUUUAGAACCGGCGAGGAGAUGAAGGACAUCAUCAUUUUGCUGGCUGGCACCACUGUGCUGUACAGGAAUGAUACAGAUGCAGAGGACCAAGAAGACUUUCUGGAGCAGGACAACCUAUUCCCAUGGAUGGAGCUUGAGGGGCAUCAAGCGAUGCAAAAGAAGCUUCUCUUGAGGCAAAUGAUGACCUCAGUGAUUCGCAACAUGAAAACAAGGAAGGGGAAGGCGAGAUCUAUUGGUCUCUCCUCUCGAUCCAAUGAUAUGGAGGGCCAUUUCUAUGGGCAGUGCAAGAACGAGAAUUUGGUCCGAGGCCUCUCAGAACUCAAGAAAUUUGAUGCAGUUCAGAAAUCUGCAGCGAUGCUGAUUCAGUUGGUGUGGAGAGAACGAAUAAGACGUCGUGGAGGUGGUGCAGAUGUACAGAAGAAAUCUCAGGGCCAUACCUGCUAUGCAGUAGACGCACCGGCCUACUUUGGAGAAUCAUCCCUUUGGACACCGUACUCCACUUGGACCACCCGGGCUGCGAUUCAUGAAUACACCAUUCGAGUGAAGUCGCAGGUGGAGGUGGUCAACAUUCCUCGCCUGGCCAUCGCGGUGUGCAUCGAGAAGUUUUCACCUUGGCUCAGGAAUCGCUUUGAGGUCUUUCAGGCUGCCGUGCUCCAUGACAGAGACUUUCUUGCGGAUAAAGAGUCACAGGUGUCCACAAAGCCCAGUGACGUUCCUCUCCUUUCAGUCGUUCCAGAGCAUCUCGAGCUUCAGGAGGACGAAAAGGACGAGAUCAAGAACAGCAGCAGCACCUCGUUGAGAUUGUGAUGGGCAUUGCUGAUCGACUUCCUGAGGUUUUGCAAUUUGCCGCCAAAAAUUGGCGAGUGCCAAUCAAGUACCAUGAUGACGCUGGUUGUCACAAAGGAAUUCAGAGGUUUCGCUGAGAUUUGGCUGCGCAUGUUACAAUACAUGCAUUUUGCAAGUUUCUACUCCAGUGAUUUCAAAGAAGCCACUUGAACAUAUCCAAGACUGGCAAACUGCCCAAUUGGCACUGCCGAAACCUUUUUUGUGCGGAGAUUCAGC